GUUCUCGCUCUUUUUUCCGCAGCGGCUAACGACCGAGCCCACGACGAAGAAGAAGACGCGAUCGCGAUCCAAUCAUCGUCACUCGCCCAGUCGCCCUAGCUAGUUCUCCCAGCUGCUGUCCUCCAGCUAGCGCCGAGAGCUAGCGAUCGAUCUCGCUCGUCGUCGAUUUUGGGACGGGCAAAGAAACACACUGCAACAUUACAUCCCGGCCGGCCGCCAUGGCGUGGAAGAGGAAGAACGGCAGCGGGUCGACCGGGCGUGGGGCCGACGAGGAGGAGAAGGUCCCGAGAGGGCACGUGCCCAUGGUCGCCGGCGGUGGUGGUGUCGACGACGGAGAGGAAGGCGAGCGCGUGCUGGUGCCGGUGAGGCUGCUCAGCGACCCUUCCGUCGCGGAGCUGCUGGACAUGGCGGCGCAGCGGUACGGGUACGGCCAGCCGGGGGUGCUGCGGGUGCCCUGCGACGCCGGCCACUUCCGCCAGGUCCUCGACGGCGCCAUGCACAGAUGCGGCGGCAUCAGCUCGUCAGCCUGAAACGAGAUGGCUGGCUGGCUGGCUGUGGCUGCCCAUGACCAUGAUGACGACGACAACGCGCCCCAUGAGGGGACUUAGCUAGUAAUGCAGAGCAGCUUCAGUUUAUUAUCUGUAUGUAGUACUAGUACAUAGAUAUUUGAAAUUAGUUUGUUCUUUCUUAGGUCGAUUAAAUUCUUUGAUGAACAUAUAAAUAUAUACGACGAUCGAUGGUUAUAAUUU
Molecule: messenger RNA, 749 nt
Organism: Sorghum bicolor (sorghum)
Lineage: Eukaryota; Viridiplantae; Streptophyta; Magnoliopsida; Poales; Poaceae
Product: auxin-responsive protein SAUR71-like
Exons: 2
Coding region: 219-530 (103 amino acids)
Biological process (GO): response to auxin
Source: RefSeq, a predicted model, not a curated record